CCCAGCGGCGUGUACCUUUCCCCAGGUUUCCUGCACCCUGGCUGGUUAACCCGGGUUAUUCGCGGUCCGAUUUCCGCCGCAACUACCCGGGUGCUCACACCGGUACCCUGCACUCCGCAGCUCGUCAGUUCCCGGCACCGCUGGUCUGGGCUGCACAUAUCUACCGGCUACCGACCCAUGGCUGAGCGCGGAGAACUCGACUUGACCGGCGCAAAACAGAACACCGGAGUGUGGCUGGUCAAGGUUCCUAAAUAUUUGUCACAGCAGUGGACUAAAGCCCCUGGAAGAGGUGAAGUUGGGAAACUGCGGAUUGCCAAGAAUCAAGGAAGGACUGAGGUGUCAUUUACUUUGAAUGAGGAUCUAGCAAAUAUUCAUGAUAUUGGUGGAAAACCAGCUUCAGUCAGUGCUCCUAGAGAACAUCCAUUUGUCUUGCAAAGCGUUGGAGGACAGACAUUGACAGUAUUUACCGAGAGCUCAUCAGAUAAGCUUUCAUUGGAAGGAAUAGUGGUACAAAGAGCUGAAUGCCGACCUGCUGCCAGUGAAAACUACAUGAGAUUAAAGAGGUUGCAAAUAGAAGAGUCCUCCAAGCCUGUAAGGUUAUCACAACAACUGGACAAAGUAGUGACAACCAAUUACAAGCCUGUUGCUAAUCAUCAGUACAAUAUUGAAUAUGAAAGGAAAAAGAAAGAAGAUGGAAAACGUGCUCGAGCUGAUAAACAACACGUUUUAGACAUACUAUUUUCAGCGUUUGAGAAACAUCAGUAUUAUAAUCUUAAGGACUUGGUGGACAUCACAAAGCAGCCUGUGACCUACUUGAAGGAAAUCUUGAAUGAAAUUGGUACUCAGAAUGUAAAAGGGAUCCACAAAAACACAUGGGAACUCAAGCCAGAGUACAGACAUUAUCAAGUAGAAGAAAAGAAUGACUAAGGAGGCUAAGCAGCUUGCUGACAGAACAACUGAAGAACGAUGUACUAAGCAAACAGCACUGAUACUUGAAUUCUUGAGCACCAUCUGUUAUGGGGUAAAAUGACUGGUACUUUCAUUUAUCUGGCUAAAUUGUUUAAAUCAGUAAUUCUUGUAAAGUUACUUAAUGUUUUUGGAGGAGAAAAAAAAGCAUUUAUUAUAGACUUAGCCUGUAUUAAAACAGAUUAUUCAUAAUAGAGUUAGGGUUGGGGGAUUAGGAGGUGUUUUCUUUUUUAAGUACUAAUUUUUAAAAUGUAAAAUUAGGGAAUAUUUUCCAAAUGAAGUCUCCUUGUUUUAUCUAUGAGGAGUUGAGGUAAUAUAGAUCCAAAGUAGGUGACAUAGCAAGAAAAGUAGUCAAUUAAGAAACUUUUACAAGGAAUAAAAAGCCAAAAUUCCUUACUCUGAAACUGUCAAAGAACAAAGCUGUCUGUCUUUAUUUUUUUUUACAGGUAAUCAUGUUUCACAUUCACAUACAUGAGUGAAAGGAGAGCAUUUGUGUUUGUACUAAGAUGGCAGUUUUUCUUGUUAGCUUAUUUUACCCUAAUGAUGAUGACAUGAGAGAUGGGGAGGAAAAAAUCAUGGUUAGCAGUGUUUGCUUUUAAAGUAAUUAGAAAUGAAGUAUUUUUCCAGAAAUCCAAGAUACGUGUUCCCCAUCCAGAUCUCAAGCUCUUCAGGACUCAUUUUGCCUCAGGAUUUUAUUGCCCACUCAGCAGGCAUGUACUGACUGUCACAUGACUGCUGAAGCCAACUGAGGGGUGAAGUUGAUGUUGUAUAAGCAAAAAGGUUGUCAAUUACGGGGGGUUGGUUGUUUCUCAAGUCUUUCUUUUUUUAGCUAAUUUUAAAUAAAAGCAAUUAUAUGUCCAUGGUUAAUUUUUUCUAGUCCCAAAUCUUAUUUAUUAGGCAGUCCAAAAUCAUACUCACAAACAGAACCACCAAAAGACUUAGCCAACAAAAUACAAUGAAAAGUUGCUUUUUACUUGUUCAUUUUGUCACCUGCUUCUGUUAUGCAUCCAACAAAGAAGUAGCAUAGCCCAGCAUUUUAAGAAAAUGUUGUGUAGUUAAAACAAAUCAAGGAAAUAACUGUCCAGCAAGAUAAAUAUUUUUGUGUUAUCUUCAGCAGCAAAACACCAGAAGCCCAAGGUUGCCUGCCACUGCACUAAGAAAAUGUUUAUAUUUGCAUUCUCAGAUAAAAUCAUGACUAACGAGAGUGCUCAUGUGCCUCACCACACUUGUGUCUUAUCCUACCUUGUUCUGGUAUAUGAACCAAAGGUCAUACUCCCAUUAUCUUCUGCUUCUUGUCUGCUGGAGGGUCAGUGUCAGUAAGUAAACAGGUUCUGGUGUGAAAGACAUAUGUAGAGCUGAGAAUUCCAGAUGCCUGCGUGUUCUGGUUCACAGCAUCUACCAUCCCCAAACUCUGUCUUUUCUGAUCUGUAGUCCCGCCCUGAAACACACCUGUGUCACCUCUCCCCUGCCUUUGUUACUGUGGCAACAGGGCCUGUGUCGAUGAACUUGGUGGCUGCUAGUGGAGAUUUCAGGUUACAACUGUGUCUCAUUUGAAAUUCAUUGUGCUUUAGUACUUCUCUCAACUUGAUUUCUUUGGUUUCUCUUGUUAUCUUUUUACCUUAUCAUAAGCAUAUCUAUUUGGGUCUCUUAAACAGUUGUUACCAGUUGAGUAAGAUAAACUAACUUAGGUGCUAGACUGGGGUCAUUCCUGCUAAGUGGCUAAAGGAUGACUAUCAGGCAUGGGCAUGGAGGAGACUCAGCCUUCCAUACAAAAGUUUCCUUAUCUGUUAUUUCAGAGCUCUCUUGCUCUGAUAAAUAUGCUGUUGACAGCCCCAAAUCAGCAAGUAGGAAUCAGAGCCCUUCUAGGCUCUGCAAUUGAGAGGAAGGCUGAUAAGGGAGACUGACAGUUUGUCAGUUUGUCACGUUGUAUGAGGACAGCAAGGCCAUAUUUAAUAGAUGUCAUUGUUAACUAGUGCUCACAUUUAGAGGAUGUUUUAGCUGGCAGAGUAGAAUAGGAUUGUGUUUGCUGUAUUGGAAAGAUUUGAAAUUACAUGUUGCCACAGUAACUUCUAAAGUGAUGAUUCUUAACAAAGGAAACAGGUUUUACUCUGUUGUGUCAUAAGCAGAAUUAUGGAUUUCAGCAGAGUUGCAGUUGUUCUUAAUGGUUUGUGAAUAAAUUUCCUUUGAAGCAUG
This is a messenger RNA of Condylura cristata (star-nosed mole), 3159 nucleotides long. RefSeq names its product general transcription factor IIF, polypeptide 2, 30kDa (gene GTF2F2). The transcript is spliced from 8 exons. The record is from RefSeq and is a predicted model, not a curated record. Gene Ontology annotation, cellular component: transcription factor TFIIF complex. NCBI's taxonomy places the organism in Eukaryota, Metazoa, Chordata, Mammalia, Eulipotyphla, Talpidae. Bases 178 to 927 code for a protein of 249 amino acids. Gene Ontology annotation, biological process: transcription by RNA polymerase II; transcription initiation at RNA polymerase II promoter.